Messenger RNA from Perca flavescens (yellow perch), 2568 nucleotides. It is a transcript of the gene tstd2, whose product is annotated as thiosulfate sulfurtransferase like domain containing 2. The transcript is spliced from 9 exons. NCBI's taxonomy places the organism in Eukaryota, Metazoa, Chordata, Actinopteri, Perciformes, Percidae. The record is from RefSeq and is a predicted model, not a curated record. The coding region runs from base 200 to 1600 and encodes 466 amino acids.
UGUUCAGUGCCUGUUUUUCUGCUGCACGUUUGGUGACAGUUAGGUAGCUAUGUUAAAUGUAUUGGCAUGUUUAAUACUUUAUAUUUAAUGUUUGCCAAGAUUAGGUCAACAUUGAAUAUCCUGGCGACAAAGCGGAAGUAUCUUCUUAUAACUUAGCUAGACUGUUUCCUAGCUAAGGUUGAUAAUAGAUCUUUGAAACAUGGCAGCGGAUGAUGCCCCUUGUUUAGAGUUCAUGAACUGGGAACUUGAAACUUCGACAUGUAAUGGACUGAAACAGGAGAAACAACUUUCUGCCUCACAAAGAAGGUGCUACAGCCUCUGCAGGAGGAAGUCAUUUGCUGCCUUUGUGGCGUCCAAGAGGGAGGGCGGUCAGGAAGGAGAAAGCACAUCUUGGUGCUGCUGUGGCCAGACUUUUGAAGAACACUCUGCCAUUCACAAACAUGUGGCCUGGACUCAUGGUACUGAAAUACAGCAGCUCACACAUGCCGCAUAUGAGCAUUUGUUAAGCCAGUUGGAAGAAGAACCUGAAACACAGCAGACGGAUGAGCGUGAGGCCGAGCCGGUGGACAUUUCUGCAUGGAUACCUAAAAUUAGUCACAUCUCUGAGGAGCAACUUCAAAAUGGACCAGGCAAGGUUCUCCUCUAUUAUCGCUACUGUCAAGUGGAGGAUCCACAUGUCAUCUGUGCUUGGCAGAAAGCUUUGUGUGAGAAGCUCCACUUAACUGGCAAGGUGAGGGUGGCGACUGAAGGCAUCAAUGGAACAGUUGGCGGCACCAAUAUGGCCACUGAUGUUUACAUCGACGCAAUGUGUUCACACCCUCUCUUCGAGAUGGACAAGGAGGACUUUAAGACAAGUGAUGGCAGCGCAGGGUGUUUUAAAGACCUGAGGGUCGGGGUCUAUAAGGAAAUCGUCCCAAUGGGAAUGGACCCUGAUGUUGUUUCCUACCAACUGGCAGGGGUUCAUUUAGAACCAGAGGAGUUUCAUAAAGAAGUACAGGCUCUGUUGGCUAAAGGGGACUUAUGCAAUGACACCGUCCUCCUGGACUGCCGCAAUUUUUAUGAGAGUAAAAUUGGGCAGUUUACUCAGUGUCUGGCCCCGAGCAUCCGUAAGUUCAGCUACUUCCCCGACUACGUCGACCAAAACCUUGAACUGUUCAGAGACAAGAAGGUCUUGAUGUACUGCACAGGAGGGAUCCGCUGUGAGCGCGGCUCUGCCUACCUCCGCUCCAAAGAUGUGUGUAAAGAGGUUUACCAGCUGAAGGGGGGAAUCCACAAGUAUCUGGAGCGAUUCCCAGAGGGUUUCUAUCGAGGGAAACUUUUUGUGUUUGAUGAACGCUACGCCAUCUCCUCCAACAAUGACAUCAUCUCAGACUGCAGGUACUGCGGCUGUCCCUGGGACCAGUACAAACUCUGUUCCACCAAGCUGUGCCGUCAGCUGGUUCUGUCCUGUCCCGGCUGCAGAAAGGACGCAUGCACCGCCUGCUGCCCCACCUGCCAAACCAAAGGACAAGCUCAGAGCGAGGCGUCCCCCACUGUUCCACAUCACAAAGAGGAAUGCGAGUGCACUGAAGGACGUCCCAGAAUCCCUCGGGAUGUGUAGCGACAGAGUGCUAACGAUUGGACAUUAGUGCUUGCAGCCACGUGAAAAAUCCUGCCUGUCAGGGGUCGACCACAAUGUACAACUAGAAUUAGUGGAAGGUGCCCACUGUAUUUUAAAGUCAUGAUUUUUUUUUAAAUAUGAAUGUGGGAUAUUAAGUCAGAUUUACUGUUUCUAAGAAGUUUUAUUCUAAAGACAUCCAUGAAUUUGAUAUAAGAUUUUUAUUACAUGAACAUUUUAUUCAUGAAACUGGGAUAGCUCAUCACUCUGUUUCAGGAGAUAAUAACUGUGUGUGAGUGUGUGUGUGUCUGAAAUUGCAUGGUUUCUUAUUCAAUUUAAAAUUGAAGUAAUUUAAAGUUAUGCUGCAAAAAAAGCAUAGAUAUAAAAAUACCAAAAACACAGAAUUUAUAGUAGUUAUCUUGUGCUCUCUAAACCAUGUAAUCUCUGGUUAAAGCAUGUUACUGAGACCGCAGGUUUCGCUUAAACACAUCUGUGUGCCUUACUCGGGAUGACACAUUUUUGAAAGAAUUCACCUCAACGUAUUUGAGUAUAACACGUGUCAAUAUGAAACCAUGCAUAAAGCAGGCCACGUGUAAUGAUAAGUGUAUUGGUAAGUCUUGAUUUCAGCAGGUCUCCCCAUGACGGAUUUUAGCAUAAUUUUUUAUAUAAAGUAUUACAGUUUUUCUGUUAUUAAUAUAGAAUACUUGGUGUAGUACAAUGAUGUUUCAUCUGAAACUAGACAUAUUGAUUUAUAAAGGGGGAAAUUACCAUAUAACAGAGUAAGCAUAGGAAACAGGUAAUGGAGGUAAGAAAGCUAUAAAAAAACGGUUUACAGUGAAAUAAAACAAAAGAAAGGAAAUUCAAAAGCUGCAUACAAUCUAUACUUUACAAUACCUUAGGCCUUCUACACUAUUUGUGCAAUUAUCUUUGCAAAUACUGUACGUAUGUGCAGAAAUAAAGAGUCAAGGUAA